CGUGACAAGUGCUGAGAGGAGCCGGGCCAUUACAGGUCCCUGUGAUGCCGAAGAAGCCACUUUGAUAUGUUAAUAUGCACCUCAGCCAUUUGUCCUGAGUUUCUUUGGGACCUAACACCUACUGGUUCCAACUCCUGCUCCCGCCUGUCAAAGAUGGCUCUGCUUCUCCUCCUCCUCCUCCUCGAGGGCUUCUGGGCCCAGGUGGUGAGCCCUCAAGAGUUGCAGAAUGCAACAAUGGCAGCGACGUUGACAUCUGCCCUGCAUACCAAGGUCCCAAGUACUUCGGAGGCCUUGAUUAUCAACUCAACAGGAUCUACUGGGCCAGUGACAGUGGGCCCUAAGGAGACCACCAGCAUCUGGAGGCCGACCCCAACCCCACCUUCCUCAUCCUCCUUGGCAACUAACGAAUUUUCUUCUUUUGGGAUUCCCAUUGGUGACAAUGUGACCACCCCUGUACGGGAGACUACAACCUUCCAAGAAGUUUCCAGCAAGACAUCAGUGCUGUUUCCAGAACCAUCAGAUGUAUCCAGUGACCCUCCAAUCACCACAGCCAAUCCUGUGACAUUGACCUCUCUGGAAACCGUUAAGGGGACCAGUGCACGCCCUGUUACCAUGACAACAAGCUCUACCGAGACCGGUGGACCCUCUGUGGCUACAACGGUCAGCUCCAAGACCAGUGGUCCCCCUGUCACCAUGGCUACAGGGUCUCUGUGGCCCUCCAAUGAGACUCAUGGAAACUCUGCCACCAUGACAACCAGAUCUGUGGAGAGUUCCAGUGUGGCAGGUGGCACCCCGGUCUCCGGCGUAAAAACAUCCAUGACGCCUAGCUCAAAGCCAGAGCCCAUAGCCACCAGGACACCACAGCAGGGAUCGAGUGGCAUGUUCCUGGUGCCCAUGCUUGUCGCCUUGGUGGUGGUUGUGGCCCUUGUGGCGCUAUUGCUGCUGUGGCGCCGGCGGCAGAAGCGGAGGACCGGGGCCCUGAUCCUGAGCAGAGGUGGAAAGCGAAACGGGGUAGUGGAUGCCUGGGCUGGGCCGGCUCAUGUUUCUGAUGAGGAGGCCACAGCAGCAACAGCAUCAGGGCCAGGGGGCAGUAAGGGCUCCGGGGCCGUGGAGACAGAGAGGUCCGGGCAGCGGCCCACACUCACCACGUUCUUCAGCAGACGGAAGUCUCGGCAGGGCUCUGUAGUAAUGGAAGAGCUGAAGCCCAGCCCAGAUCCCAACCUGAAGGGAGAGGAAGAGCCUCUGGUGGGCAGCGAGGAUGACGCCGUGGAAACCCCUACUUCUGAUGGCCUACAGGCCAAAGAUGGGGCUGCACCUCAGUGCUUAUGAGCAACGGGUCUCCAUCCAACCUGCUCCUUAACCCUGGAUCCUGCUGUCAGCAUCCUCACACUUGGCGUUUGUGAAUAGCUGUGGACAAAAUGCAUGCAUGCAUGCGUUCAUUCAUUCAUUGAUUC
Molecule: messenger RNA, 1454 nt
Organism: Acomys russatus (golden spiny mouse)
Lineage: Eukaryota; Metazoa; Chordata; Mammalia; Rodentia; Muridae
Gene: Spn
Product: sialophorin
Exons: 2
Coding region: 67-1329 (420 amino acids)
Biological process (GO): regulation of T cell migration; regulation of immune response; regulation of T cell activation
Cellular component (GO): external side of plasma membrane
Molecular function (GO): heat shock protein binding; transmembrane signaling receptor activity
Source: RefSeq, a predicted model, not a curated record